UGAUUCAAAUUUUGAAAUUCCCAAUUUUCCAGCACUUCAACUUUCGAUAGAAUCCGCAUUUGUUCGCCGGAAUAUUGAACAAUUAAAACAUGGACUUCAAUUCUCAGGGGAUUAAUCAACUAUAUCCACCGCGGAUUCCUCCGCCCUCGAAUUACGACCCGUUUUCCGAUCGUUGCCGUCGAGGACCAGAUUUAGGGCACAACCAGCAGCAUAACUUCUACAGAGACCACCAAUUUAAUCCACGAAAUAUGCGAGAUGCAGCCGAAAUCGAAAUCGAGCUCGAAAAGGAAAGAAUCCGAGAGGAGAUGAUCAUGCACGAAAUCAGAAAAAGGCUUUACUUCGAAGACGAGGCAAAGAGGAACCAACUGAUGGAGAGAGAAUCGGCUCUUCCAAGGUGGGGCCCGUAUUUCUCGUCUCCGAAAAUGGACUUCAAAUCGCAAACAAGUAUUCCAUUAGCUCACGGGAGGUCUUUAGAGGAAAGAAUUGCAAUUUCAUUGGAGGAGAAAAUAAGGCUGAAUGGAAGGUUCCAUAGAGGUAGUGCUGGUCGGAGAAUUUCGAAGCCUUUCAAUCCCGAACGUGGUGAGAGUAUGACGGGAUUGAAGAGGAAGGCACCUGGAGUUGAAUUUCUACCAAAUCAUUUCUUGAAGAAGAAAGCUAAGGAGGAGUGGGAAUAAAGAUCAAUCAGAAUCAGUUCGAGUCGACAAAUAAAAAAAAAAGUCUGAUCGAAAGAAUUAUAAAGCAGAGAUUUUAGUGUGAGAUGCGCAAUUCCGCAUCUUUUCUCAGAAUGCUUUGGAUGACCAUGAAAAGGCGAAGAAACUCAUUGAUAUAAUUGCAAUUCGGAUGACUCGAUUCCCUGUAAAUUUUGCUUCAAAUUUUGUGUUCUGGUUCAAAAUUUUGUGUUCUGGUUCAAAAUGUUUCAUUAUUCAAAAUUGCCAAUGAUUAUCUUGGUAAUGUUUUAUUACCAUUGUAAAAGUUGAAGUUAUUUGAAAAUCGAAAUGUAUCUACAAUACAAAUAACUUGUUAUAACAAAAUUGCUUCUGUCUUUACAUCUUCUUCUACAAGCGACAGAAGUUAGCAAACUUCACGCCGAAAGCUCGAAAAAAAAAAAAA
Erythranthe guttata (spotted monkey flower) is the source of this 1110-nucleotide messenger RNA. RefSeq lists its product as uncharacterized. The record is from RefSeq and is a predicted model, not a curated record. Lineage: Eukaryota; Viridiplantae; Streptophyta; Magnoliopsida; Lamiales; Phrymaceae.